Molecule: messenger RNA, 968 nt
Organism: Setaria italica (foxtail millet)
Lineage: Eukaryota; Viridiplantae; Streptophyta; Magnoliopsida; Poales; Poaceae
Product: NAD(P)H dehydrogenase (quinone) FQR1
Exons: 4
Coding region: 127-741 (204 amino acids)
Molecular function (GO): FMN binding; NAD(P)H dehydrogenase (quinone) activity
Source: RefSeq, a predicted model, not a curated record
CGGCCUAUAAAUACUCUGCCCUCCCUCUCCCCAUCGUCUGCAUCUCGAACCCAUUAAACAAAGAAAACGCCAGCGUCCUCGAUCCUUCCUUUCCCUGCCUCCAGAUCUCAGAUCCGAAGAGCUCCAAUGGCGGUCAAGGUCUACGUCGUGUUUUACUCCAUGUACGGGCAUGUUUCCAAGCUAGCUGAGGAGAUCAAGAAAGGCGCCGCCUCUGUCGAAGGUGUGGAGGUGAAGAUAUGGCAGGUCUCUGAGACUCUGUCCGAGGAGGUGCUCGGCAAGAUGGGCGCGCCCCCGAAGACGGACGCACCGAUCAUCACGCCGCAGGAGCUCGCGGAGGCCGACGGGAUCCUCUUCGGGUUCCCCACGCGCUUCGGCAUGAUGGCCGCGCAGAUGAAGGCCUUCUUCGACGCCACCGGCGGCCUGUGGCGGGAGCAGAGCCUGGCCGGCAAGCCCGCUGGCAUCUUCUUCAGCACCGGCACCCAGGGCGGCGGGCAGGAGACCACGCCGCUGACGGCGGUGACGCAGCUGACGCACCACGGGAUGGUGUUCGUGCCGGUGGGGUACACGUUCGGCGCCAAGAUGUUCGGCAUGGAGAGCGUGCAGGGCGGCAGCCCGUACGGCGCGGGCACGUUCGCCGGGGACGGCUCGCGGUGGCCGACGGAGGUGGAGCUGGAGCACGCCUUCCACCAAGGCAAGUACUUCGCCGGCAUCGCCAAGAGGCUCAAGGGUGGAUCCGCCUGAGCGCCAUGGCCAUGCCAGUGCUCGCGCGUACCUGCACCUACAUAUACACCUUGUGCAGCAUCCAUAUAUAGCUGUUCUUGUGGAUCUCGUUCGCUACUCUACACUACGAUGGCGUGUUAUUCGGCCGGUAUUGUUGUGGUUUGGAUUGAACUGCUUGUGAAUUUGGUACGCGGAUUGUGCGUUUGUGCUUGAUAUACCACUGUGUGCUUCUAUUUUCGUUUUUGACA